CAGUGGUCGCCUGCAUAUUAGGCUUGUCGUGUGCUGCCCCACAUGGAGGCUUUUUGGCAGCGGUGGCUUGGCAAUCUCCCCCUCAACGCCGUUCUACCCGGGCGAGCCUGCACGUACGACUUCCGUUACGACAUCAACGACCAAUACGGCGGCAACUUCUAUGGCCACUCCGAAGUGAGGGACGGAGCCGUCACUCAGGGAAGUUACUAUGUGCAGCUUCCCGACUCUCGACUGAUGAAAGUAAAUUACAUCGCUGACGAAUAUGGGUAUCAUCCAACAAUAACAUACGAAGGGGAAGCUCAGCACCCAGGGCAGGAAUUUCUUCCUCCCCCAAAGGAUGCUGGGAUUCUCACCCCUGCAACUGCUCCUAUUCACAGCUCGAUCUCCAUCCGAGCACCCAUUGGUACCCCUCUGCCAAACAUUGUUCCAGGACCCUUUACUCACCUUUCUCGACCUUUUCUUGGCGUUUCUCCCGUCCACGGUGAGUUAUUGUCCCUGCCUGCUGAUCCCAGUCCCCUUCAGGCCCUACACGGUCCACCAGUUCCAUUUUUGCACUCUUCUCCAGCGUUCGCCUUCCAAGAACCAGCUCCUUUGCCAGUUCAAGUUUUUGGAAAGUCAGGAAAAUAAUAUGUAUGAUCUACAGAAAAUCGUAAUAAAACCUUUCUGUUGUCCUUUCCUCAUCGUCAAUGUCAAUUGUCAGUGUGUUUCUUGUUAAACAUUUGUUGCGAUUUAAAAGACUUUCAUAACACAAGCAUUUGCCAUCCUAAAAUUAAUUUGUAAAUGAUGCUGAAUAUCGCGUAAAAAAGUUCUACCGUUUCCUGUUCCUCAUAUCACAAUUGGUGGAUUUUGUGUAACCUAUCCUCUCCAUUUCCUUUAGAUUUGCUCCUCAGCCACUUUGCCAAUGUUGGUGUUAUGACUAGAAUCUACUGAAACUUGGAAAAAUGUCUAUAUUUUUUAUUACU
Macrobrachium nipponense is the source of this 962-nucleotide messenger RNA. Its product is annotated as cuticle protein 18.6-like. Gene Ontology annotation, cellular component: extracellular matrix. The transcript is spliced from 2 exons. NCBI's taxonomy places the organism in Eukaryota, Metazoa, Arthropoda, Malacostraca, Decapoda, Palaemonidae. The record is from RefSeq and is a predicted model, not a curated record. Bases 43 to 627 code for a protein of 194 amino acids.